Molecule: messenger RNA, 1419 nt
Organism: Thlaspi arvense
Lineage: Eukaryota; Viridiplantae; Streptophyta; Magnoliopsida; Brassicales; Brassicaceae
Source: the annotation of a GenBank genome assembly
AUGAACUGUUUUUGGGCCUUGGGCCGGGCCGUGACCAUAUUAUUGGUCGUUCAGAAUCUGAGGCUGAAACAACAGCAGCAACAACAACAACAAGCUAUGAUUCAGCAAGCUAUGAUGCAACAGCAUCACUCUCUCUAUCAUCCCGGUGUUAUGGCUCCUCCGCCUCAGAUGGAGCCCUUACCAAGUGGAAACCUUCCUCCUGGUUUUGAUCCCAGUACUUGCCGUAGUGUGUAUGCUGGCAACAUCCAUACGCAGGUCACUGAGGCUCUUCUUCAAGAGAUUUUUUCAAGUACCGGCCCUGUUGAAAGCUGUAAGCUCAUCAGGAAGGAUAAGUCAUCAUAUGGAUUUGUCCACUACUUUGAUCGAAGAUCUGCUGGUCUGGCUAUAAUGUCCCUUAACGGAAGGCAUCUUUUUGGACAGCCUAUCAAAGUUAACUGGGCGUAUGCCACUGGUCAAAGGGAAGAUACAUCAAGCCAUUUCAACAUUUUUGUUGGAGAUCUCAGUCCAGAGGUUACUGAUGCAGCAUUGUUUGAUAGCUUUUCUGGCUUCAACAGUUGCUCGGAUGCAAGAGUAAUGUGGGACCAGAAAACUGGACGUUCAAGAGGCUUUGGGUUUGUCUCCUUCCGCAAUCAGCAGGAUGCUCAAACUGCCAUUAAUGAAAUGAAUGGUAAGAGUUGUCAUAUUGUUUGUGGUCUUAGAGCUUUAAAGUUUAGUUUUGUGUACUUUGGCUACAGAAGCGGAGCUGUUGUGUCUAACGUAUGUGUCUUGUACCUCAUCUCAGGAAAAUGGUUAAGCAGCAGACAAAUCAGAUGCAACUGGGCGACAAAAGGUGCUACUUUUGGCGAGGACAAACAGAGCUGUGAUGGAAAAAGUGUCGUUGAACUUACAAACGGCUCUUCAGAGGAUGGUAGAGAGAUCUCAAACGAAGAAGCUCCUGAAAACAACCCACAAUUUACCACUGUGUAUGUAGGAAACCUCGCUCCAGAAGUGACUCAGCUUGAUCUACACCGCCUAUUCCACACACUUGGCGCUGGAGUGAUUGAAGAGGUCCGUGUCCAGCGAGACAAAGGCUUUGGUUUUGUGAUAUACAACACUCAUGAAGAGGCUGCUCUUGCUAUUCAAAUGGGCAACUCUCAGCCUUUCCUCUUUAGCAGACAGAUAAAGUGUUCAUGGGGAAACAAACCAACUCCAUCAGGCACAGCCUCAAAUCCACUUCCCCCACCAGCGCCGGUCUCAGUCCCUGGUCUGUCCCCAAUGGACCUCUUAACCUAUGAGAGGCAACUGGCUCUAGCCAAGAUGCAUCCUCAGGCUCAGCAUUCUCUGAGGCAUGUCAAUGCAGCUGGAGCAAGUGCUGCCAUGUACGAUGGUGGCUUUCAGAAUGUAGCUGCGGCGCAUCAGCAGCUCAUGUACUAUCAGUAA